ACAAUACCAACAGUUAGCGACGGCACGUCAAAGUAUGAUUCUUUCCAGACUUCAGCGGUGGGACACUGAGGAUCAACGGCCGUUUGUAGUGCGAUGAAGGCCGACCCUCGUGCCGACUCUGCGUCGUGUCGAAACGAGAGUGUAGCUUUGUCACUCGAGGCGAUACCGUUGCGUCCACGUCAAAGACGCAUCAAACGCCGCGCCCGAUAAGCGACUCCAUCCCUCCUGGCAACAUUGAGCUGCCCCUCAAUGCAACCGAAAAUGGCGCUGGAGACACCGAGCAGAUUAAUAUGCAGCACGCCGCUCUCCUCACCCACGUGAUGACAGACCCAACUCUCUUCGAGCUCGGUGACGGCAUCGGGGAGCAUUUCAGCAACAUCUCCUUUCUCCUCAACGAGGCGCAAAAAGCCCCAUUUCUCAUGUACCAGCUUCUCGCCUUCUCCGCCCGCCACCUCGCCUUUCUCCACCCCGAAUCAGCAACGAGCCAUCUUCAGCAAGCCGUCCGUCUGCAGACCCAUGGCCUCGCUCUCUUCAACACCGCCACCGCCGCUGGGUAUCCUGUAAAUGAGGCCGACGCUACCAGCAUCCUUUUGUUCUCCGUCAUCCUCGGCCACCAUGUCCUUACCGAUACCCUGUCUGCGCGAAAUUAUGAUGGAUGGGGAGCCUUCGCCACGAGCUUCGGCCGCUGCACCAGCAUCCAGCGAGGAAUUCCGGCCGUCGCACGCUCUGCCUGGCCAUCGUUGCUUCAGACGGAAUUACACCCCAUCUUAUCCGGAAGCUCGACAAUCCAUUCUCGUGCACCUCAAGGAUCCCAAUGCCAAGCAGUGCUACGAUGGAUUGAGAGCUCCCCGCUUAGCGACGAGGGUCAGAAAGAAAUAUACCGCGUCGUGCUGCGUUAUCUGCAACUCGGCUACGACUUGCUGGAGGAUAACGGGCCCGUCGGCGGCAACAAAUUUCGAAUGGUCUUCUCGUGGCCUCACCUCGUACCUGCCGAGUUCUCGAGAUGGCUUGAAGAAGGGAAGCCGGAGGCUCUUGUGAUAUUCAUCUACUACGCCGUGUUGUUGAAGCGUGCAAAGACUCUCUGGCCCAUUCAGGACGCCGGCGACUACAAUCUCGACCUCGCCAAGGAUGGCCUCGAGCCUCAGUGGCAUUAUUGGAUUGAAGCUGCAAAUGGCAUCCAAGUCUAAAUCCCAAAGCUACACAGAACCAGGAGCAAACGACUUCUAUUCUAUCCUUGCU
This is a messenger RNA of Neohortaea acidophila, 1239 nucleotides long. RefSeq lists its product as uncharacterized. The record is from RefSeq and is a predicted model, not a curated record. The transcript has a single exon. Gene Ontology annotation, biological process: regulation of transcription by RNA polymerase II. NCBI's taxonomy places the organism in Eukaryota, Fungi, Ascomycota, Dothideomycetes, Mycosphaerellales, Teratosphaeriaceae. The coding region runs from base 291 to 1187 and encodes 298 amino acids. Gene Ontology annotation, molecular function: DNA-binding transcription activator activity, RNA polymerase II-specific.